CAGCAUACAAUCGAACUGGAAUUAAAUACAGAGCCUCUUAACGGCCAAAUGGCUUGGUCAUCUACACUGAAGGGCGUGAUUGUCCUAAAGAUAUUCUAUAACAUCAAGCACCUGGCACAAAAAAAUAAAUUUUUUAUACAAAUCCAUCUUAAGGAUAUUGGAUAUAGUAUGGAGACAGUCUAAACUAACCGCUCCAUUCAGACUCAGGGUCACCAAAUGUGCCUUUCUGAUCGUGUUCGUGUUGUAUCGAAUGCUGUUUAGUGGACGAGUGGAAGUGAAUAUUGUUAUUCUCUGUACACAAAACCAUUAAACUAAACAAUAAAAUAAUCACAUACUCGAAAAUCUGUUCCAUAUGCUCCUACUCCUUUGAAGCAAUUUUUUUCAGAAUAGUUAUUAUAUGACUAUGGAGUGUUUCUGCCACUGUUUUACCUGGAUAUCACUUUUUAUAUUGCUUCAAGGGAUUUGUGAGGCUUAUAAACAACAAAAAUUACUUGUGAUAUCCUUAGAUGGUUUCCGUCAUGAUUAUCUAGAUCAUGCUAAGCUUCGUAAUGUUAACAUUUCCUCUUUCGAACGGAUUUGGAAGACCGGAGUACGUGUUAUGAAAGUACAUAAUGAGUUUAUUACUCGAACAGGACCAAAUCACUUAUCACUGGUAACUGGGAUGCAUGAAGAGAGUCAUGGUAUUGUUGAUAACAUGUUUUAUGAUCCUGAGCUUAAUGAUACUUUUGACUUGAGUAAUACAAGGCAUUUAUCACAGUCAAAGUGGUUUGAUGUUGGGUCAGAACCAAUUUGGGUUACAAAUCAACGUCAUGGUCAUAAAAGUGCUGUUACAUUUUGGCCAGGGAGUAAUACACCAUUCAAAGGACAAUUACCUAGUUAUUAUUAUUCACAAUAUAACCAUCAACUUCCUUUAGUCGAUCGAAUUAAUCAAACUAUUAAGUGGUUAGAUUUAGAUAGAGUGACACUCGGUCUAAUAUAUUUUCAUGAACCUGACUCACAGGGUCAUUUGACUGGACCUGAUUCUAUUGAAAUUUAUAAUGUUAUCGAGAAGUUAAAUGAUGAUAUCGGGUACUUACUAUCCUUAAUUGAUACUAGGCCGUCUUUAAAGUCAUCACUUAACAUUAUUUUAACAAGCGAUCAUGGGAUGUCUGGAGUAGAUACUAAGAGAAUAAUUAUUUUGCAUGAUUAUAUAAACGAGAGCAUGUAUUAUAGUCCGGGGCCAGAGGAUCGUAUUUUUUGGUCAUUAUGGCCAAAAGAUGGUAGUUCGUCUAUUGAUCUCUACAAGAAGCUGGUCGGAAAACAUGCAAAAAUGAAUGUUUUUCUGAAGAAUAAUAUACCUAUUCAUUUGCACUACUCGAAUAGUCGACGAAUCGGCCCGGUAGUUGUGUAUUCGGAGCCUGGAUGGACAAUCGUUAAAUCACAAAAAUCAGUUGCAAAAUUUACUAAACGCGGAGAUCAUGGCUAUGAUCCGGACCAUGAUGAAAUGUCUCCAUUCUUUCUAGCUACGGGACCAGGUUUUAGAAGUGCGAUUGUUGGUGGUGGUCAAAUAAUUAGUUCUAUUUAUCUGAUUGAUAUGUAUCCACUGAUGUGUGCCUUACUCAAUUUAAAUAAACCAGCUCCAAACAAUGGCAGUUUAUCACGUGUGAUGUCACUCCUUCGUCAUAGUAGUGGUAUUAAUGUCUACUUCUCAGAUUUUCUGGAUAUGUUCACUGUCGGAGUUGUUUUAUUAUGUUGUACAAUUGUAUCAAUGAUAUACAUAAUAUGUACAUGUAUUUCAUCUACACGUUAUCUUUAUCUAUUUCCUGAUAAUACUACUAUUAAUAGUAGUAAUCAUAAUGAUAAGUUUAAACAUUAUAAUUAUCAACCAAAUUUAUUUCUAUUACAACGACGUUUACGUAAUAAAUCACAACAUCAACAUAAGAUGAAUUCUUUAAAAAAUGAAUCAUUUAAACAAAUAACAGAUAGACAACGAUUACUUAAUGAUACUAUUAAUAAUAAUGAUAAUAAUAUUAAUGGUUAUGAUGAUGAAGAAUAUGAAGAAUAUAAUCGAUUUUCUGCUCGACAUAUAGAUGAUAAAGCUUUUAUAAAUUUACUUCGUCAACCAAAUAAUAAAUAUCCUUAAUGAUUUAUUGUUUGUUCCCCUUUCACCCUGUUAUCCUAUUUCUCCAUGUUGUGAUAUUGAAAUUUGUGAUAUACCAUGGUGUUAGGUGCUGUGUACCAUUUUAAUUGUCAUUAUUGGAUAUGCAUAGACAAGUGCAUAGAUUUUGUAUUUCUUUUUGUUUUAAUUAUGCCUUCUAAUAACUGUAUGUACUUUUGAUUUCUUUGUUUAUGUGUGUAUACACAUACUUGUAUGAACCAUGCAUCAUCACUCAAGGGAUCAGUUCGAUUAUGAUUAUUCUUUGUGUAUAUGCGUGUAUUUGUGAUAUUUUGCCAAGUGUUCUUUCAUUAUUUUUAUUAAAUAUCAUUUAGUUACCAAGUUUUUAAUGUUUCAUUUUUAUUAAAUUUCAUGGUCAUCAUCUGUUGUGACAUGUGGUGACCGAAAUCUGACACUAACACAUGGUGUGCCAUGCACUAACCUCCCCCCUCCAACUGACCACUUGAGCGAGAA
This is a messenger RNA of Schistosoma rodhaini, 2608 nucleotides long. Lineage: Eukaryota; Metazoa; Platyhelminthes; Trematoda; Strigeidida; Schistosomatidae. The record is from the annotation of a GenBank genome assembly.